Molecule: messenger RNA, 4229 nt
Organism: Xenopus laevis (African clawed frog)
Lineage: Eukaryota; Metazoa; Chordata; Amphibia; Anura; Pipidae
Gene: fzd9.S
Product: frizzled class receptor 9 S homeolog
Exons: 1
Coding region: 838-2601 (587 amino acids)
Biological process (GO): canonical Wnt signaling pathway; non-canonical Wnt signaling pathway; cell surface receptor signaling pathway
Cellular component (GO): plasma membrane; membrane
Molecular function (GO): transmembrane signaling receptor activity; Wnt-protein binding
Source: RefSeq, a predicted model, not a curated record
CUUGGAAAAUAUUAUUCUUGCAAUUUUUGCAAAUUAAAUUCACUCCAUUUGAAUGGGGCUCGCUGUUUCUUUAAGCAAGCCGCGCCCCUUUGACAUAGGUGGGCGUGGUUACGGCUGAGGCUCCGCCCCGCGAUUCCCUUUGCUAAAGAGGUGGGUAGUGUCAGCAAAGCAUUAAGCACGGCGCACACCCUCCAGUCGGCCGGGGCGGGGUUUCGCCGUCCUUAACCCCCUGUGCCCUUUGUGUUCGCGCUGCUGUUUCUGUUUCCAUUGCCCAAUGUGCCGCCUCUAGAUCCCUGUCAGUCUCGCAGACGCUUCCCAGCCUCGCAUUGUCUGGCCGGCGAAGAGAGAGAGAGGGGGAGCGCUGCACUUGUGCUGAACAUCUCCUCACACAGGAGACCUGUGACUGAAGAGCUGCUGGAGAGAAUAAGCUCCCUAUUCUGUUAUAUGCCUCAGUCCAUGUGUGACUUUUAACAGCGCUGGAAGAUACUAAUGAAGGCUUCGGAGGGGGGAUUGGCUUCCCCUAGAAAUAAACAGCUCUGUUAUUAUUAUCACUGGCAUGUAUGAUACAGCUGCUGGAGCAGCCACAUUGCCUCUUGCUUUUCCUCACACACGCCAGCAUGGACAUGGAAGGGCUUCCGUAAGGGAAUAAGUAGCAGUUUGUAUCCCCUGUUGUAAGCGAGGAAAGCUGAUCCCACAGCCAUUCUCCUGGAAUGUAUUGUGCCCUGCUCCGAGCAGACAGCUGGAUAUAAAGUCGUCUGUCCAUAUCCCUCUCUCCCCCCCUCCUGCGUUUACAGUUGUCUCCUGCACGCCUGUGCCCAACUUCCACCGUCCCUCGCCAUGUUCCGUCUCCCGUUGCUCUGCACUUGUGCUUUUGUGUGGCAGCUGCUGGCUGCGGCUUCGACGCUCGAGAUUGGGCUGUACGACGGGGAGAGGGGGAGAGAAGCCAAGUGUGAGCCUAUACAGAUUCCCAUGUGCCAGGGUAUUGGCUACAACAUGACCAGAAUGCCCAACUAUGUGGGUCACGAGUCUCAAGAAGAAGCGGCGGCAAAGCUUCAGGAGUUUGCCCCUCUGGUAGAGUAUGGCUGUCAUGUGCACCUCAGAUUCUUUCUGUGCUCUCUUUAUGCUCCUAUGUGUACUGAGCAGGUGUCCAGCUCCAUCCCAGCCUGCAAGCCUAUGUGUGAGGCAGCGCGGCAAAAGUGUGCCCCGAUCAUGGAAAGCUUCCAGUAUGUAUGGCCAGAAUCCUUGGACUGUAACCGUCUUCCCAGCAAAAACGACCCACAUGCUCUGUGCAUGGAAGCUCCUGAGAACGCCACAAACGGAGACCCUCCAACCAACGGCAACGGCAUGUUGCCUGUUGCUCCGCGACCUCCACGUCCAUCGGGUCCUGGGAUAGGCAUUUCAAGCCGCUGUGCAAACCCUGACAAGUUCAUGUAUGUGGAGAGAAGCGGUGUAUGUGCUCCAAGAUGCAUCCCUGGAGUGGACGUGUAUUGGUCUUCUGGAGACAAGGACUUUGCCCUGGUAUGGAUGGCGGCCUGGUCUGGUCUAUGCUUUAUUUCCACUGCUUUCACAGUUUUUACUUUCCUCCUACAUCCCCAGCGUUUCCAGUAUCCAGAGAAACCCAUAAUAUUUCUAAGCAUGUGCUAUAAUGUUUACUCGACUGCCUUCCUUAUACGUGCCGCUGCUGGGGCACCUAGCAUAGCUUGUGAUCAGGAAGGAGGUGCCCGGUAUCUUAUCCGAGAGGGCCUGGAGAGCAGUGGUUGCACACUUGUCUUCCUCAUCCUGUAUUACUUUGGUAUGGCCAGCUCACUCUGGUGGGUAGUGCUUACUCUCACAUGGUUCCUGGCUGCUAGCAAGAAGUGGGGCCAUGAAGCCAUCGAGUCCCAUGGUAGCUAUUUCCACCUAGCCGCCUGGGGGAUACCUGCUAUUAAAACCAUUAUUAUCUUAACUAUGCGUAAAGUGGGUGGAGAUGAACUGACAGGUCUCUGCUAUGUUGGGGGGUCAGAUCCAAGUGCCCUGACUGGCUUUGUGCUGGUGCCCCUCUCUUGCUAUUUGGUGACUGGCACAUCAUUUCUUCUGACGGGAUUUGUUGCCCUUUUCCACAUUAGGAGAGUGAUGAAAACAGGAGGUACCAACACAGAAAAGCUGGAGAAGCUAAUGGUUAAAAUUGGAGUAUUCUCCAUUCUGUACACUGUUCCAGCUACAUGUAUCAUUGUUUGUUGUUUUUAUGAGCGUCUGAAUUUGGCUCACUGGGAUUCAAGGGCACGGGAAGAGUCAUGUAGGGCAGUGCCUGGUAGCGCCAGACCAGACUGUAACUUGCCCCACUCCAUACCCAGUGUAGCAGUGUUUAUGCUGAAGAUCUUCAUGUCACUUGCUGUGGGUAUCACCAGUGGGGUAUGGGUAUGGAGCUCCAAGACACUGCAGGCCUGGCAAGGCAUUCUGUGCCAGCGCCGCCUUGUGGAAGUGGGAGCCAGGACUCGAGGGAAACCCCAGGGAGGGCUAGGUGUCCCCUGUAGUUUGGGGAGCUGCCCUUACAAGCCACCACCUCUAACCCUCCAGGUUGCAAAGACUGACCCCUUCAUGGACAGCCCAACACACGUGUGAAGCACAGGAACAUGAUAAAAGGCAUGAUCUAUUGCAACAGGGAAAUGCAUUUGUCACUGCAGGAUGUGGAAAAAUUUUGCUCACUGACACAGAGUGGACUGUGCUUGUUUUGCCAAUGGGAUGAUUCAUUAGCAGGGAGGGGGUAGAUGCUGGGGGUACUGUGCUGCAGCUCUAUGAAACCAUGGAUUUACUCAGUGCAUCACCUAACGGGAGCUGGGUAAGCAGAAGCAUGACCUGUAUAUCGAGAUUCUAAAUAGUGUUCAAGGCAAAGAUGCUUCUUUAAGGCUCACAAACUGAGAUCUAUUGUAAUAGGUUAAAGAAAAGUCAUUUAAAGUGCACUGUGUCUAACCCACCCUGCUGCUCUAAGUUGCUUUCAUGUGCACAAUCAUCCCUUGUGCAGAUGUUUUGGGGGUGUUGCCCCUUUUAAAAAAUCCACUUUACAUCCAAAGCAGCAGCAGUUACAGGGCUUGGCACCAAAAUACAUUUUCCAGUCUCCUUGGACCUUACAAAAUAACUGUGUUGUGCUCUGCAGCUCUCUGGUUAGAGAGGGGUCAUAACGUGCUGUCCUCUCUUCUAUAAACAAGACUGUCCCUUGCUACUGUCAGGCAAGUAAUGUGAAAUGUAUAAUCGCUAUCAUACCUGCUCACUUACUGUUAAUAGAAUAUAUUGCUUAAACUUACCGGUGUCUCCCAUUCAAAGAGAAAUAUUAUAUUAGGAUUGUGUCCUGUGGACAUAGCAGGGGUUAAAUAUAACCUAUUAACCUCGCAGGUGUACACUAUAAAAUAUUUUUGUUUGUCUUAUAUGUUGGUCAUAAAAAGUUAUACACAGGCAUUUGAGCCCAUGUAUAAGUGCGGUUCUGUCGCCAUAUUCAAUUCACACCUAGCUACAAAUGGUUCAGGGUAAAUCCUGGUCUUUACCACAAAUGUAUUAGGGUUAUGCAGUGAGAGCAGAGAUCAACUUGGCAUAGCCUGGCCGGAUAGGGUAUAGUGACCCAUGGGCAGAAGUGGGCACAGACCUUUACGAUUUGUAGAGGCUGCUGUGUUACAUAUAUAUAUAUUUCAUCACUAAAAUGUCUGAUGCACAAGUGGAGCCACCUUAAAUCGAAUUUUGUCGCCUUGUUUUGCCGAAAAAUUGACGCCCAUAGACUCGAAUGGCGUCGUGCGUCAAAAUAAAAAGACGUGCGUCAAAAAAAUUUGACGCCCAUAAAAAUUUGACGCCCAUAGACUUUAACUUUGGCGAAACAAAAGGGUCAAAUUCGCCCAUCCCUACAUGCUGGUGAUCUGUGGGAUUUCAGCAGGCAUGAUGAUAAUACAGUCCACCCAAACUACACUCCCAAUUAUACUAAAUCCCCCAGUGUAUUUCUGAGUAUGAUUGGAAUUGUGGCUAAAAACACCUGAAUGGAAUCUCUGUAGCCGAUCAACUGUCGUCUGUAGAGACAUAUCAUAUCCUAUAAGAAUGUUGGCUUAAUCGAACAUCUUAGCCAUUUAUAUGGGGACAUAUAUAGAUGCGUAGUGCAGCCGGCCAGUGAUACUGUACUUAUAUUAUAUUAAGGAUGCGCUGAAUCCACUAUUUUGGAUUCGGCCGAACCCCCGAAUCCUUUGCGAUAGAUUCGGCCGAAUACCGAACCA